This is a messenger RNA of Dermacentor albipictus, 541 nucleotides long. Lineage: Eukaryota; Metazoa; Arthropoda; Arachnida; Ixodida; Ixodidae. The record is from RefSeq and is a predicted model, not a curated record.
UGAAAGUGUGGUCGGGGGUGACAGAACGAGCGCCAGAUAAAACAGCAAUGACUAUUUGCGGCUAUAUAUAUACAUACACAAACGGUAUUGCACGGCGAGGGCCCUUAGUGUGCCGGGCGUACGCGAGGAGGGAACAGCUCGGUUUAGACAUCCUGUCCUGAUGCUCAAGAUGAAGAUAGCCAUUUCGCUGGUUCUACUCUCCUUGGCGGUCACGUGCGUAGUCUGCACGUCGCCUCAGAACUGCGCCAACGUCAACUGCGCCGCUGUCACGUGCAACCGUGUGAACUGCAAAUGCGGCGCCUACAAGGACGACUGCGGGUGCUGCGACCUCUGUUACAAGUGUCCCGGUGAGGUGUGCGUUCCCCUGUACCAGCACCGCUGCACCGAACACCACGACUGCGUGCUCGACAACCCCAACGUGCGCAUCGAGUUCGGCUCCCGAGGCCAGUGCAAAUACGUGCAGCAGCAGCACGACCACAGCAACUGCACCGAGGAGCACUGACUAUAGAUGGCUGCCACAUCGGUCGCAACGAGCAGGGGG